Molecule: messenger RNA, 2919 nt
Organism: Drosophila grimshawi
Lineage: Eukaryota; Metazoa; Arthropoda; Insecta; Diptera; Drosophilidae
Gene: pav
Product: kinesin-like protein KIF23
Exons: 6
Coding region: 80-2755 (891 amino acids)
Biological process (GO): microtubule-based movement
Cellular component (GO): microtubule; kinesin complex; nucleus
Molecular function (GO): microtubule motor activity; microtubule binding; ATP hydrolysis activity
Source: RefSeq, a predicted model, not a curated record
CUAACGAAUUUUUACUCAGAGAAAAAACGAAAUAUAUAAAAUAAUCUAGUGGCUGUCAACGAAUAAGCAAACUAGCAAAAUGAAAGCAAUGUCACGUACGCCGUUGCGCGUCCCAAAAACUCCGCGAACGGCGCCGACGCAAACGCACACAGAGAAACGCAAGGAUAGCUCGAGCAAACAGCAGGAUCCGGUCAAUGUGUUCUGUCGAGUGCGUCCCCUUCAGUCCGAUGGCGACUUGACAUGCAUGCGUGUCAAGAACUCGACAACAAUUGCGGUCAAUUCGCAGGAUCAGCUACUGCAUCACAAGCAGACACCUGGCGCCCAGCGUGAAAUGCAGUACAUUUUCAAGCACGUCUUUCAGCCCGAUGUAACGCAGCAGGAUGUCUUUGCUGCGGUGGCGCAGCCACUCGUCGAGAAUCUCAUACGUGGUCGCAAUAGUUUACUCUUCACAUAUGGCGUCACUGGCAGUGGCAAGACUUAUACAAUGACAGGGAAUGCCAGGCAUCGUGGUGUUAUGCCUCGUUGCUUGGAUCUGCUCUUUCGCAGCAUAUCUGAUUAUCAGGCUAAGAAGUUCGUCUUCAAGCCGGAUCGUUUGAAUGGCUUUGAAAUAUUAUCGGAGGAGGAUGCACUGCUCGAGCGCCAGCAUGAGAUGAAUCAACGUUUUGCGGGCGCAGGACGAUUUGCGUUCCGUCGCAAGGACUCCGAUCCGGAGAUAGCAUCACAGGCCUCGGUGGAGCCAACGCCCUUGAACACACUGGACGAGGAUAAUAUGUAUUCGGUGUUCAUUACCUAUGUGGAGAUGUACAACAACAGCGUGUACGAUCUGCUCGAGGAUUCAGGCAUACAGAAGUCCUUGCAGUGUAAAAUCAUACGCGAGGAUGCCAAUCAUCAAAUGUUUGUGCACGGCGUCACUGAGGUAGAGGUUAAGACGGUCGAGGAAGCGCUCGAGGUGUUCCAAAUGGGUCAGAAGCGCAAACGCAUGGGCAACACAAUACUCAAUGCGGAAUCGAGUCGCAGUCAUUCCGUGUUCAAUAUACGACUCGUCCAGGCGCCCACUGAUUGUCAGGGCGAACGUGUGCUGCAGGAUAAGCAGACGAUAACCGUCAGUCAGCUAUCGCUGGUGGAUUUGGCGGGCAGUGAACGCUCCUCGCGCACCAAAAAUACUGGCGUGCGUCUGCGCGAGGCGGGCAACAUCAACAAUUCCCUGAUGACGUUGCGCACCUGUCUGGAAUAUCUGCGCGAGAACCAGCUGACGGCUGGCUGUGGCACGGCGUCCAAGAAGAUACCGUAUCGCGAUUCGAAGAUCACGCACAUGUUCAAGAACUACUUUGAUGGCGAGGGUCAGGUCUCGAUGAUUGUGUGCAUCAAUCCCCGCAUGGAGGAUUACGAUGAGAAUAUGCAAGUGAUGAAGUUUGCCGAGAUGACGCAGGAGGUGCAAAUAGCGCGUGCCACACCCAUGAAACCCGAUCUGGGCUUAACACCCGGUCGUCGCAAGGCUAACAAACUGUUCAAGAUCGCCGUUAACAACCUAAAUGAGCUGGGCAUACCGGAGGCCAAGCACCUGGAUGUGGAUGUGGGUUUGGUCUACAGUUUGGGCCCGGAUUUUCCCAACUAUCAAAUGGACAGUCCCGAGACGGAAUGCAAAAUCCAGGAGCUAAUGCAGUAUCUGGAGCAGCGCAUCGAGAAGCGACGCAAAUUGCGCGCCAACCUGGAACUUAAAAGUGACAAUUUCCGGCAGUUACUCAUGAACAUGGACCGGGACAAUCUACAGCUGCGCACCGAGCUGGCCUCUAUGAAGGCCGUCUACAAGCAGGAGCGCGAAAGGAGUCUCGCAUUGGAGAACAAGGUGCGCAUACACGAGAGCUCCAUCGAUGUGCUUAACAAUACGGUGAGCAAACAGGAGCGCAAAAUUCACGAGCUUACACAGAAGCUGAGCGAGCAGGACUUUAUGCUCAACCAAAAGGAGCAGGAGAAGGAGAAACAGAAGAAGAAGUACAACUCCAAGCUGGCCGUCGAAUCGGAUAAGAAUAAACGUGAAUUCGAUCUAAAGCUGCGCGAGCAACGCGCCAAAAUGCAGGAGCGCAUGCGCAUCAAGGAUGAGAAGCUGCGUCUGGUGUCCAACAUACUGCAGUCGGAGGAUGUGCCCAGUCUGGCGCGCUCCCAAAGCUCCGAGAAUAUACUGAGCGACAAGGAGCGCGGCGCUUUCACUGCACGCACGGAAUCCACGGUGCCGGCAACGACACGAACCGAUAUCUACUGCACACCACGACAUGGCAUGGCUGCUGCCAACAAUCGACAUCGUCGCUCGCGUUCCGCCGGCGACAAGUGGCUGGAGCAUCGAGCCGCCAAUCCUGUGCCACUGGGCACCAUUAUGCAGCCGUAUCUGAAGAAUCGCAAGUCUGUCACCAAAUUGACGGAUAUGAAGGAGCUGACGGGACAUGGCGCCACCAAAUAUUGCCUCGUCUCGCAGGAUGCGGACACCGAUGGCGAUGUGGAGACGAAACUGUACAAGGGCAAUGUGAUACCCACAUGCGGCGGCGGUGCUCAGGUCGUCUUCAACGAUGUCGAAUGCCUCAAGCAAAAGUCACCCGUCCAUUCCCCGACACGCAAGCGUCCCAGCAACGCUAAUCUGUCGGCAUCAGCUUUUGGUGGUCCGCUGCCGACGAGCACGACGGGAUUGACAUCUGUGCAGGAUGUCGCCUCGCGCUGCAAUCUGGGCAUCGAGGGACACAGCAGCAAGAAGUCCAAAAUGUAAAUGAUUUAUGCUUCUACUAUUACAAUUAUUAUUAUUAUUACUAUACCACAAAACACUUUCAGUUAAUUAUGUAUUAUACUCAAACGCAUAACGCAUCUGAUAAGUUGAAUUGCAUAUGAAGUGAUUUAUUUUAAGUUUAUGAACACAAAGAAGUCCAUCAUAUU